UAAAGUGGUAUUGAUCUUAAAGUUCCACUUUAAAAAGUUUAAACUAAAUUGGUCACGCAACUCUACCAACAGGAGGCGUGUGAUCUGUUUAGCUGCGACAGCACACUGUUGCGUCCGAGGAAUGGGCAGAGAGGGGGUGGUGUCUGGUGUGCGAACUUUUCUCGGUGAGACUGCCUCUACGUACGUUUUGUUGUGCACAUUCAUUCAAGCAAAUGUGACCGGAUCGUCUGCAUAUCAUUUCAGUUUGGCUGAAAGACACGCAGGGUCUCCCUGUAUUACCAACUCUGUUGAUGACGUCCACUUUGACCACACUAUAGGAGUCGGACAGGUUGUCAACAUCAAAGCAAAAGUCAACGGAGCCUUCACAUCCAGUAUGAAGAUGCAGGUGAUUCCACGGACGCAGGCAGAGCAGAUGGAGUACAGCAUCGCGGCAGAGAGGAGGUGGAGGAUGAGACUGAUCCCCGCUGAGAUCAUCACAGACCUACUGAGCAGCAGCACAGCUCAACUAGGAGUACAAGGACCCAGUGCCAGCCGAGCGGACGCAGGUAGAGAGCGUGGCGCUGGUGCUGCCGCCCCAUGCCAACCACCAGGUCGGCACCGUCGGCCGGCCAGAUCAUGGCCUGGAUGGAGAACGUGGCCACCAUCGCAGCCCAUUGAGUCCUAUUAUAUCUGUGACCUGCCCGUCUUUCUGAACUCAUGGAGAUACUGAGGUUUCUUAUUGUGUCAAAAUGUGGAUGUAGUUGUAGUAGAUUGGCCACAACAGGGUUGAGCCUCUGUAGAAGACAUGAGAUGGAUUAAGUCUCCCUCCCUCCCUUCCUCCCUCCUUCCCUGUUCCUCUUUCUCGCUCUCUCUCUCCCUCUUUCUCCCCACUUUCGCACACACAUCCUUUCUCCAGUCGUCUGUGUAGCGCCCACCCCACCCUGAGGACCAUAGACAUGUUCCCCUUUCAGGCUCCAUCUCACAUUGGUGACCGGCUGGUGCUGAAGGCCAUUGUUAAUAAUGCCUUCAAGAACAAGUGAGAAGGAAUUAGUCUGAAAAGUACACUGAACAAAAAUGUAAACGAAACAUGUAAGAAAACUGAACAAAAAUAUAAAUGCAGCAUGUAAAGUGUUGGUCCCCUGUUUCAUGAGCUGAAAUAAAAGAUCCCAAAAAUGUUUGAUACACACAAAGCUUAAUUCUCAGAAAAUGUGGGCACAAAUGUAUUUAUUUACAUCCCUGUGCUCACUAGAGCAUUCUCCUUUGUCAAGAUACUUCAUCCACCUAACAGGUGUGGCAUAUCAAGAAGCUGAUUAAAGAGCAUGAUCGUUACAUAGGUGCACCUUGUGCUGGGGACAAUAAUAGGCUUCUAAAAUGCGCAGUUUUGUCACCUAACAUAAUGCCACAGUUGUCUAAAGUUUUGAGGGAGCGUGCAAUUGGCAUGCUGACUGCAGGAAUGUCCACCAGCGCUGUUGACAGAGAAUUGAAUGUUCAUAUCCCUACCAUGAGCCACCUCCAACAUCAUUUUAGAG
Molecule: messenger RNA, 1508 nt
Organism: Oncorhynchus mykiss (rainbow trout)
Lineage: Eukaryota; Metazoa; Chordata; Actinopteri; Salmoniformes; Salmonidae
Source: RefSeq, a predicted model, not a curated record